Messenger RNA from Purpureocillium takamizusanense, 2387 nucleotides. RefSeq lists its product as uncharacterized. The transcript is spliced from 3 exons. Lineage: Eukaryota; Fungi; Ascomycota; Sordariomycetes; Hypocreales; Ophiocordycipitaceae. The coding region runs from base 698 to 1666 and encodes 322 amino acids. The record is from RefSeq and is a predicted model, not a curated record.
GCCGAGCUGAGUCUUGCGUUGAUGAUCUUAGUAUUGACUUGAGAGCGGCGAUGCCACAUCCAGCUUCGGUUGGGAAGGGGUUGCUUGUCGCCAGUCAGCGACCCGUGAGCUAGCCCUUGAUCUUCAGGUAGUCGAGGAUCACCCGCCUCCUGGCCUUUGGACGACAAUACGCGGGCAUGGGCUUCUGACGCAGCCAAUGCAAUCAAUCAGCUGUCAUACAGACCUCGUCGUGGGACUGGCGCCGUAAUUGGAUGGGGUGGUUCUUCUCGUGUGGUGGCGCGCGCUACUGUUCAUUCAAAGUAGAGUACUCAUGCGUCAGAGCUAAUACUUUGGAUGAUGCCAGUGAACAAGUCUGCAUCAGCAGGGGUCCCGAUUUGGACCGGGUGAGCUGGUGGCAGCUGGGCGACAAGCGAAAUCGAAGUGCUUGGAUCGUUCCUUCCCUUCAAUUUGGGUGCGAAAUGGAAGCCUCCUCAUGGUAAGGCAAGUACCUGUCCAGUCGCGCCUGCUUUAGCACCUAGGCCAUCAACAAUCGUGUUCAGCCGCUCCGGCUUCCACGUCUUAGGUUUAAUUCUGCCGAUAGUCAACGUGUGAAGCCACGCUCGUCUUGAGAAGAACAACUCUCGGAAAGCCAGCAGGCGCCUGUCAAAACUUGGCUCCACAGCGCUUGUGAAGCAUCGUUCGGGUCGGCUGUGCCUCCAUGGAGUCGGGCGAAGCCGCAAGCAACAUCCUUGACCCUUGGCCAACGUCUGCAGAUGGAAAUGAGUGGGACGGCAAGGGACUACUGGACCUGGUCCAGCGCGGCGAGAGUCCAUUUAGGAAGAGUCUGGAUAUCCGCGCUUUGAUUGUCGAGAUCGAGCAGAGCCUCAAGUCGAGUGUCCUGGACAUUCCCAUGGCCUACUUUGGAGCGCACCACUUUGGCUUUCACGUGGUUCUCAAAGCCCGGUCCGAUGUUAUCGUCCGAGUGUCGCGCGAGGACACAUGCAACCGGGCAUAUCGCGGAUCGAUCACGCAACAGUUGCAGCUGCUCAACAGUCAAUUUGAGCUCGACGUUUACCGAGCUCUGGUACCUCUAGGGAGCCCGUUCAAUUGCGGGCCGGUGUAUCACCGUGAUCCGGUACUUGCAGCCGCUCGUUCUACUUCCUCUGUACGCGGCGUUUCCGGUCGCAGAAUAGUUGUCUUCGAAAGAGCAGAGGGCGAGAAAUACGACUACGUGCGAUGGCGGGCAUUAAGCGCCGAACAGAAGUCUCGCCUGCUGCGAGAGGCUGCAGAUGCUGCCGCGCGGCUCUUCGAAUUUGAGCCAUCACAAGCCUUCUCUUCCACCUGGAUGCGGCGUCGGGCAUCUGGCCUCGACUUCCAGUCUCCGCCUGCGGAUUUCCCGGCGAGCCGCCAAGCAUGUGAGGUCUUGCUUAAGAACAAAGUUCGUGACACUGUUCAACGCGCGGCGUCCAACUACCAUGGCAUGAAGAAGUCGCAGCUCAGUCGUCUUGAUACUCUGGAAAAGACUUUACAGCAGCUCUGUUCGUGCCUUCUUCCACAGCCACGCAGCUACCAGGAUGAAAAUAUGCUCUAUCGUUUCGUUCUGGAUCAUGGCGACUUUGGGAUACACAACAUGACAAUCGCACCAGCCGAUGCCGACAACAUGCGUAUAACUUCCGUCUUUGACUAGGAGGAAGGGGCGGUUGUUCCGGCAUUGUUGUCGGAGCCGAAGAUGAUUGUCACAGCUGACCUAGUCUUAAGUGAGACUCUUGAGCCGUCCAUUACUCGAUGGGGUGACGGCGACACGCCCGGAAAGAUGGCUGAAUAUACGAUUUGGUCAAAGGAAUAUUACAAAGUAACAGUCACCACAUCGAAGAUUGCCUCUGCAAAGCUCUAACAUACAGAGCUAGGCACUGUUUUCUCGGGCUCCGAUUUACGAACAAGUUCUCGAAGCUGGGCGCGAUGCCCGUUACCUUUGGGCUUCUCUAGGUCGCAUCGACAAAGGCGAGGUGGACGUGCCGCACAUGGUCGAACAGCUGGCUGGCUGGGCAGCAGUUAAGAGCACGGAACUAGAGCGGCGGAAUGGCGAAGGCAGCAGCUAGGGACCAUUCCAGGCAUAGAGCAGACCUGACCCUUUAAGCACUCUCGUCAACAUAACAGAGAUUCAAGACGACUUGUCGGUCUCUCGGCAGCUCAAGCGACGCCCACGGCUGGACGAAGUACAUGUGCAGGGUAGUGAGGUGAAGUGGGGCCCCUGCCCGCGGAGUCAGCGGAGGCCGAUUUUGGGAAGCCAGUUCGGAGUAAGAGGGUAGCUUCAUGCGACUAAACAGUACCUCGUCCAACCAGACGAAACGAUUGGUGCCCGUGUCGCGUAGUUCAUGUUUUUCUGAACCAUUGACUCGGCUUCGCGG